Fraxinus pennsylvanica is the source of this 435-nucleotide messenger RNA. The record is from the annotation of a GenBank genome assembly. Lineage: Eukaryota; Viridiplantae; Streptophyta; Magnoliopsida; Lamiales; Oleaceae.
AUGUUUGGGCGUGAUGAAGAUGAAGCGGCAAAGAGAUUUAGUGAAUUACUUCCUGUGAAAACAUAUUGGAGGCAAAUAGAAGAUUUCCAUAAUUGGAAUAAAAUCAAGAUUAGAUAUUGUGAUGGUGCAUCAUUUAGUGAGGAUGUAGAAGCAGUGGAACCUGAUGUUCUGAGUGGAUGUUCAGCUGGUGGGUUGACAUCUAUUUUGCAUUUCAGAUGCUGGUUUUUUUAUAAAUGUGAAAUCUGUUUUUGUAGCAACAUAUAUCGAGGAUUACUACAACGACGUGGUACCUACACAUGGAGCGGCGAAGAACUUGCCCUCAUCGUGUACGUCAAGAGGAAAACCCGGAUUGUGUUUUUUCCCUCAAAACAUCGCACAACAAAUCCGGACGCCACUUUUCAUUACAAAUGCUGCCUACGAUUCGUGGCAGGUUAG